AUCUAUUCAUUUUUCGUUAAUUUAGGGUAAAAAAUUGGAGGAGAAAGAAAAAAAGAUUCCGUUGCCGGGACUUGAACCCGGGUCUCUCGGGUGAGAGCCGAGUAUCCUGACCAACUAGACUACAACGGAUUGCUGUUAUGCUUGUCUUGUUCAAUUUAUUUCUUAAUAUAAUAGAUGGGCCAUGCGCAGGCUGGGCUAAGCUUAACUAGGCAUUAGGUCUAAACAAAAUUACCCAGAAACACCAAAGCCCAGCCCAGCCCAUUGUGUCUAAAAAAACCGACAAAAGCAAGCAUAAGCGUUAUAGGAAUAAAACUCAGGUAACCCUGAUUCUUGAACUUGCAUAAACCAGUGUCGAAGGCUUGAGGUCACUUGUAGAUCGCUUAAAGUCCUUUGCAUAAGGAAAACAAAAUCCCUCACACACGCGUGACUGCACUGCACUAAACGGGAAUUGAAUCUACGAUAUCUAAUGACAUUAGGCUCAUAUGGUCUGGGCUUAAUCCAACAGGUUGGGUCAAGAUAGAGGGUGAGGGCUCAGGUCUCAUAAGGGCAAGCCUACAGACAGAAAAUGAAAUAUAUAACUGUGUAGGAACUGCUUUGGCUAAGCAUGGAUGCUGGUCAUUUCUCAAGGGUGGCUUUGUCCUAACCUCGCCAUCCCAAUUAUCCAUCUUAUUCUUUCAGCUCUUCUUUGCAGCCAUUUAGUGUUCAACAAUGGAAUGCAUAUCAGGAAUAUAUGAUCAACACCAAACGGAAGCGUGCCGUGACGGUUCAUGUCUCAGAUAUGCAGGGAAAGAGGCUGCAAGGAGCGGCAAUUGACGUAGAGCAAGUCUCCAAGGAUUUCCCAUUUGGAUCUGCAAUUGCAAAGACCAUUCUAGGCAAUCUGCCCUAUCAGAAUUGGUUCGCAAAACGAUUCAAUGCCGCGGUGUUUGAGAACGAACUCAAGUGGUACGCAACGGAACCUGAACAGGGCAAAACCAACUACACCGUUCCAGAUCAAAUGCUGCAAUUUGUGCGUGCCAACCGAGUCAUUGCUAGAGGUCACAACAUAUUCUGGGAAGAUCCCAAAUACACGCCGCCAUGGGUUCGAAACCUCACCGGCAGCGAGCUGCAUUUGGCGGUAAACUCCCGAAUCCAAAGCCUAAUGAGCAAGUACAGAGAAGAGUUCGUCCAUUGGGACGUCAGCAAUGAAAUGCUUCACUUUGAUUUCUAUGAGCAGAAGCUUGGCCCCAAUGCCACAUUGCAUUUCUUCGAGACGGCACACAAAUCUGACCCUUUGGCAACCCUUUUCAUGAAUGAUUUUAAUGUGCUGGAGACUUGCAGCGAUGUAAAUUCGACCGUUGAUUCCUACAUUUCAAGGUUGAGGGAGCUUAGGCAUGGUGGAGCAUUGAUGGAUGGGAUUGGACUAGAGGGUCAUUUUACAGUACCAAACCUCCCUCUAAUGAGAGCAAUCCUUGACAAGUUGGCCACAUUAGGCCUUCCCAUUUGGCUCACAGAGGUUGAUAUCAGCAGCACUCUAGACAAAGAAACACAGGCAAUUUAUCUAGAACAAGUUUUACGAGAAGGCUUCUCACAUCCAUUGGUGAAUGGGAUAAUGCUUUGGACUGCAUUGCAUCCUAAUGGGUGCUACCAAAUGUGCCUAACAGACGAUAACCUUCAAAACCUACCUGCUGGUGAUGUGGUGGACAAACUCUUGAAAGAAUGGCAAACUGGGGAGGUAGAGGGCCAGACAGAUGAGCAUGGAUCAUACAGCUUCUAUGGUUUCUUGGGUGAAUAUAGAGUAAGUAUCAAGUAUGGCAAUAGGACUUCAAGCUCAACAUUCUCAUUGUGCCAAGGUGAAGAAACCAGACAUGUUAGCAUUCAAUUGUGAUACAAUUGGAUAUCAUAUUCGAAUGAACCUCGUAAUCCUAAGAAAAUAGGUUUUUUAGCUUACUAAUUUGUUGAUGCACAAAACCGGGAGGUCUUGGAACAACAUAAUUCUGACUGUGAAUCUGCAAGAAAGUAAAAAACACAAGAUGUAUCAUGGUUCACCCCAAUAUUUGGGCUACGUCCACAUUGAUAUUGUUUGUAUUUCUCUCUAAUUGUAUGUAUGGGUUAUAAGGGUGAGGGGGAGUCCCCCAGAGAAAGAGAGAGUUUGGGAGAGUUUGUGAGGGUAUUGCCCUCUGUUGGGUUCACCGAGUCCGAUUUGUGAAGGGGGAGGAGUCCCCUUUUAUAGAAUAAGGGGCUCCUCCUUUUACAUAAUUAUAGGCUAGGUAAUAAGACCCAAUGUGCCAAAGUCUGAGGCCCAAUAUGUAUGGUACCAACAUAAUUCUUUAAUUCCAGUUAGUAAGAGGGAUCUUGAA
This is a messenger RNA of Malus domestica (apple), 2336 nucleotides long. Its product is annotated as endo-1,4-beta-xylanase 1. The record is from RefSeq and is a predicted model, not a curated record. NCBI's taxonomy places the organism in Eukaryota, Viridiplantae, Streptophyta, Magnoliopsida, Rosales, Rosaceae. Gene Ontology annotation, molecular function: hydrolase activity, hydrolyzing O-glycosyl compounds. Gene Ontology annotation, biological process: carbohydrate metabolic process.